CAAUUUGGUCAGAUCUGACUUUUUCACCGUUAACUUGGACGGUCAAACGCGUUGACUAAUAGUCAACGCGCCAUGUCACUGCCAACUCACCAAAUUUCAAUUAACAUUUUUUCAAUUUACACCUAUUUCCAUUUUCUCUCCUUUAUCAUUUUGAACGGAAAAAAACACAUUUUCAAUUUCGGGACAAAACCCAACAGACCCCCGGUAAGCGACGUGCGUUUUGUCCCGAAAUUGAAAAUGUGUUUUUUUUUUGUUCAAAAUGAUAAAGGAAAGAAAAUGAAAAUAGGUGUAAAUUUUAAAAAAAAAUUAAUUGAAAUUUGCUGAGUUGGCAGUGACAUGGUGCGUUGAUCGUUAGUCAACCUGUUUGACCAUUAGUCAACGCGUUUGACCGUCCAAGUUAACGGUGAAAAAGUCGGAUCUGGCCAAAUUGUUUAUUUUGAUGUAUAGUUCGGGUCAGGAUGUUAUAGAUCAAAAAGAUUGGCCAAGAUGUUUAUUUUGGUCAAAGUUCAGGCUAUAUAAAAAUAUUAAGAAGGUAGUGUAUCUAUCGUUUCUUCUCGGCAUAUUAGCAAGAAAGUCGAAUCCUAUAUAGGAAGAGCAGUGCCGACUCUGUAUGGAGGCCUUGUUCUAUAAAUGAAACGUGGUCCAAAAUUAAAAAAAAUAUAUAUAUAUAUAUAUAUAUAAAACAAAUGAAAACCAUCAGAUAUUCACAUUGUCUAAAAGAAUACAAUAGUAAAUAAUUGAGAAAUAAUCAAUUAACUUGAAUCAUCCAAAUAGGUAAUAAGAAAUUAAUUGAGUCAGAAAGAAGAAUAUAGAAUAAUCAAAGAAUAGAAAAAAAUAAUUAGAAAAACGAAUAUUAGAUGGGAGAAAGUGAUAAUUUUCAGUCUCAAGCUAAGAACUAUUUAUAAUUGAUUUACUUAAUAUUUCUUUUUAAUGUUGUUGGCUUGUGCCUAGGGCUGUUAGUCGGUGCGAUUUCAAUUCAACCGAACCGCACCAGUGGUUAACCGCAAUCGAAAGUGUUACAGAAACGGCAACUGCAACCGAAGGAAGCUUCGGUUAACCACUAACCGCGACCGACAGUUUCGGUUUUUGUCUGCGGUUAGCCGAGACCGCUGACGACGGUGGGAGUUCUAGGAGUGGCGACGAGUUCUGGGAGGGAGGACGGCGGCGACGAGUUCUAGGCGACCUCAGAAUCGUUGGGCGAAGUCAGUAUUGCUGGGCGACGCCAGGAUUGUUGCGCGAUGUCCGGACUGCGGGAUGGCAGAGGGAUUGCGGGGCGACGGCGGGAUUGCGGGGCGAGGCCGAUGACAUGGAGGACGAUAAUUGGCAGUGUGGCGAUGGCGAGAUGACUCAUGAUUGGCGGCGGAACUCGGGAGGGAAGCGGCGGCGGGAGGGUUUCUACUUGCAAAGGAGACCAGCCAAAUGAUCUAGGGUUUCUUUCCCGAUUCCUCGUCUUCAAUCGCGUUUGGCGAUUCGUCUGUCAGAGACCAACCAAAGCGACCCCAUUUGGAGAGGCAAGGACAACGGCUUGGCGAGGACGAAGUGAGGACGACAGCAGGGCAGACGACGGCUAGCGGCGGAGAGGGUUGGUGUUCGUUGGGGAGGAAAUCGGAGGAGGGCGGCGGGCGGGAGCAAUUUUUGGGAAGGUUUUAGAGCAUCUCCAUCAAUGCAAUUACAAAAGAAAUUGCAUUUGUUUUUUUUAUUGUCAACUCAAAUUCUUUGCAAUCCACAUCACACAUUUCAUUCACCUACAUCAAUGCAAUUAACUUGCAAUUGCAAAUAUAAUUAAAUAUUAAUUUUAAAU
This is a messenger RNA of Linum trigynum, 1801 nucleotides long. NCBI's taxonomy places the organism in Eukaryota, Viridiplantae, Streptophyta, Magnoliopsida, Malpighiales, Linaceae. The record is from the annotation of a GenBank genome assembly.